Molecule: messenger RNA, 907 nt
Organism: Carya illinoinensis
Lineage: Eukaryota; Viridiplantae; Streptophyta; Magnoliopsida; Fagales; Juglandaceae
Product: RING-H2 finger protein ATL17-like
Exons: 3
Coding region: 55-663 (202 amino acids)
Source: RefSeq, a predicted model, not a curated record
UGUGGGUGUAUUUUGUUUUCUGUGACUUAGGUGUAGGAAGUAGGGAAGUUGGAGAUGCUGGGUGGAGGUAUGAAUUUGGUUACUACUGUUAUUGGUUUUGGCAUCAGUGGAACAUUUAUUGUGUUUGUCUGCACAAGAAUAAUCUGUGGGACGCUCCGCAGGGCCGAACAACGUCCUAUGUUCGAGAUUGAAUCAAGGACUGAUCUUGAACAGCUGGAGCCUCAGGUUAGUGGCCUUGAACCAGUUUUGGUUGCUGCAAUCCCCACCAUGAAGUUCGACAAUGAGGCUUUCAGUUCUAUGGAAGAUCCACAGUGCUCAAUAUGUUUGGCAGAGUAUCAAGAGAAAGAGGUCUUACGAAUAAUGCCAAAAUGCGGCCACACUUAUCAUCUCUAUUGCAUUGAUGUUUGGCUCAGAAAGCAGUCUACUUGUCCAGUCUGUCGUCUACCAUUACAAGACUUUUUUGGAAGAAGACAUAUGAGGCCACCUUUGUUUGAUAUUCCUCAAUCUUUAGAUGAUCCUGCAAACUCAACGGACAAUUCCCAGCGGUGGCUGCUACCUGGCCUUGAGCGUUCGGUAGGUAAUGUAAGUACUGAAGGGCAUGUUGAAUCUGUUCUUGUGAACCAACCGGAGUCAACACCUUCUCGAGAAGCAGAAAGAAUAUAGGAAUACAUGCCUCUGGAUCUGGCAAGCCUUUUUCUUUUUUAAUUGGAGAUUCUUUUAUUCCUAAAUGUACAGAAAUUUCCUGUCUCUUAUGCAUGGCUCAGACUUAGUUAUUCGGAAUUGUUGUGAAAAAAGGCCUUAAAAAUCUAUGGAUCAGAAUGAAGUCUAAUUGAUAUUUGACAUUCUCAUUCAGGUAUCGAUCAAUGUAUUAAUUGAAAUUAUGAAAUUUCAGUUUACCGUGACUCUA